CAAUCAAACACGCCCACAGUGUACUCUCCGCUCAACUCUUUCCUUAUCCACACACACUCACACAGAAAUGGCUUCCAUGAAUGCUAUCUCCACCGCCUCGAUCCUCACUUCUCCCAAACUGGGGAAUUUGAGGAGUAGGAGAGUGAAUCAACUACUGCAAGGUCAAAAGAUGAAUUAUAAUGGGGAGUCCUCGAGCCGGCGGUUUGUGGUGCGAGCUGCUGUGAAGGAGAUCGCAUUUGACCAGAGUUCGAGGUUUGCUCUUCAGGCAGGCAUCGAUAAGCUUGCUGAUGCUGUUGGCCUCACUCUUGGUCCUAGAGGGUAUCUCAACUGAUAAAAUACUUGAUGUAAGGAGGCUGCUAGCAGUCAAUGUAGACACAUGCCACCUCACCAACUAUUCUCUAUGCCAUGAGGUUAAAGGACAUAGAUUGAAUGAUAGGUUGGAGGUUGUUUCUCUAAAGCCCUGUUUGCUGAGGAUGGUUGAAGGUAGGUUAUGCUCAUAGUCCAAUAUCUACGAGUCUGGAUCCCCUCCAGCCUUUCCUCCUGUCAAGGGCCAAGAUUUGGCCACGUCACCAGGAUCAAAACCUGCGGCUCAGAUCAAGCUUGGUUUAAAAAAAAAAAAAAGUUGAAUUGUUUUUUAUUCAACACAGAACCAGAACUUCUCUCCCUUCUCUCCCUUUCACUUUUUCUCUCCUCCCUCUUCGAAGCUCAGAUCAAGUUUGGUUUUAAAAAAAAAAAAAAAAAUUGAAUUGCUUUUCAUUCAACACAGCAGCAGAAUCCUCCAACAUUUAACUAUAUCCAAUUUCAUGAAUAAAAAACCAUUUCAGACUACAAAGGGAGCAAAUUUCAGACUACAAAGUGAGUCAAUUUAAUGAAUAAAAAAA
Molecule: messenger RNA, 881 nt
Organism: Camellia sinensis
Lineage: Eukaryota; Viridiplantae; Streptophyta; Magnoliopsida; Ericales; Theaceae
Source: RefSeq, a predicted model, not a curated record